Molecule: messenger RNA, 1116 nt
Organism: Drepanopeziza brunnea f. sp. 'multigermtubi' MB_m1
Lineage: Eukaryota; Fungi; Ascomycota; Leotiomycetes; Helotiales; Drepanopezizaceae
Source: RefSeq, a predicted model, not a curated record
AUGGAAACCACUCUUCCAAAAAUUCUUGUCAGCCAUCCCCCGGGUUCCAGUCCCCGCUCACAAGCCGCCCCGACGCCUGCCAGUUUUGAAGGGCAGCUCUCUCAUGUUAAUCGCCGGGCCUCACGACUAGAGGCGAGAACAGGCAUGCAGUUACGCAUUCUCCCCGUUGGAGCCUCUAUAGUCUUCGGGACAGGCUCGACAGACGGCAAUGGAUUUCGCCUUGGCCUCAAGACUGCUUUGAUCUCAUAUGGGAACGAUGUCCAGAUGCUUGGAACCCAACACGGAGGUAACAUGACGGACAACAACUGCGAUUGCUGGCCAGGCAAUCGAACCGACGAAGUCGCAGCCAAAGUACAGGCUGGGAUGUCCUCCAUCUCACCCAAGCCGAACGUUGUCCUCAUCCAUGUUGGAAGCAACGAUCUCCGCCAGAAUAAAGACCCCGCAGUCAUGGGCGAAAACCUGUCAAACUUUCUGGAUUACCUGUACCAGACAUUACCUGCGGCACUGAUCGUCGUAUCGACCCUACUCCCCAACAGCGCGAUCGAAGCCGGGGCUGUUGUCUAUAACGCAAACGUCCGCUCUAUUGUUGACGCACAAAGCCGACUAGGGAGAAACGUGUAUCUUGCAGAUGUGCACAUCCCCGAGUUGACCCCGAGCGACAUGUUCGACUAUGUCCACCCCAAUGACAUCGGAUACGCGAAAAUAGCUGGCAUCUACGCCCGCAAGAUUCAGGAAGUCAUAGGAAAAUUAGCUCCUCGUGCGUCAGCUGUCAAUCCGCCUUCCUCGACGUUGUCGUCUUCAACACCUGCCAGCGUGUACCCGAGCACAGUGACAAGCUACACAUUCUCACAGACUGCAACUCUCGGCGUGCCAUCUGGCACCUACACCGAACCAAGUCCAACACCGAAUCCCUCUCCCACCGCGGAACCGACAUAUGCGAUGGCCUCCGGUAACGGCACCCUCAGCAUGGUAAAUGUGACAACUACCGCACUCCCAAAUCCCGUGCAGUAUGUCGCAAAAGGAGGAUCGACCUCUCUUUACCAGCGACUCAGUCCUCUCGAAAGAUUCCUCGUGCAAUUGGUUGGGAUGACAAUGGCAUAUGCCAUAGCGCUAUAG